Esox lucius (northern pike) is the source of this 1049-nucleotide messenger RNA. Its product is annotated as cortexin-1-like. Lineage: Eukaryota; Metazoa; Chordata; Actinopteri; Esociformes; Esocidae. The coding region runs from base 387 to 674 and encodes 95 amino acids. The record is from RefSeq and is a predicted model, not a curated record. The transcript is spliced from 2 exons.
AGCGCGGUUAUAAAAGGGGCGCUGACCGUGGUUCUGAAUUACUUACGGGAUUCUACAAUCGGGUUGAGGAGAAAACGUGCUCACGAAAUUCAAAGCCCCAGACACUGCUGGUUCACUGUGUGAAGACAUAAAUACUGCCGACUACAGAGUCUACAGUCUCCGGCGCAGGAGUCAGGUGGGAUGCCAGGACGACUUUGGUACAACUGUUGCAGUUACCUUCUAUGUCUUUUGCAGGCCUGGGUCCACUUGGCUGCUACCAACCCACAUGGACACCAGAACACAGCGUGUCCUUGGUCCAAACUAAUGAAGCUCCAGUGGCCCUGUCCCUAUCCGCCUGGUACUGGUUCUUUGGCGCUAGGUCCCACCUCUGACACUUGAACUGCAAGAUGUCCGACGUGCCCACCUGGCUGGACGGAAAACACGAACUGUCCUCCCUGGCGUCCGCAGCAUUCCCCAGGGGCCCCUCGGGAGCAGGUCUAAUGCCUGCCGCAGGCCACGCCGACCAGGGUGUGGCCCUGGGCUUCGUGGGCCUCCUGGUGCUCCUCCUGCUCUUCCUGAUAGUGCGCUGCGUCCGCAUCCUGUUGGAUCCCUACAGCAGCAUGCCUGCGGUGUCCUGGACCAGCGACUACAAGGACCCGCUGGAUAGGGGCCAGUUCGACUACGCCCUGGUUUAGGAGUCGUGGGGCGGGAGGUUUCCGUACGGCGAGGCAGGCCCAAAGGGGGAGGUUGGCCCCUGACCGUUAUUCUGACCUGGGAUGAUUAAGAAAACGAGGAGGGCUGUAAGGAGGUGGGGGGGAGACGGAGGUGGGGUUUUCCAUCAGCCCGCACCAAAUUAACAGUCACCGGCUCAUUGGAAACAGUGGCAUCCAGUUUAGAGGGUAACAUGUGUACGAUACAGUAGAUUCCCUGUGUGGUGUGCCUCUUCAGUUUUGACAGCAACCUGGGGCUGCAUGGUACAAGACAGAGCAGGUCACACAGGUCAAACUCUGAGGCUGUUUUUACAGUUGUAGCCCAAUUCUGAUUGUUUUCCUUUUAGUUGCUAUUUUUAC